AUGAGUCCAGACAGUGGGGAGCCCAUCGGUGUCCCCUUCUUCUGCUCGUACACUUUGUCGUUUAGAGUGAAAAAAGGUCUGAAGACACAGUUGGAGGAGGCCGAGGAUUUUCGCUCCCUUGAGUUGCUUCUCAGUCCCCUCAUAUUUUUCAAGAGGAAGGCCGUCAAUAGUGGUGAUAACCAGUGCGGGUGA
This is a messenger RNA of Dibothriocephalus latus, 192 nucleotides long. The record is from the annotation of a GenBank genome assembly. Lineage: Eukaryota; Metazoa; Platyhelminthes; Cestoda; Diphyllobothriidea; Diphyllobothriidae.